Molecule: messenger RNA, 1290 nt
Organism: Jatropha curcas
Lineage: Eukaryota; Viridiplantae; Streptophyta; Magnoliopsida; Malpighiales; Euphorbiaceae
Source: RefSeq, a predicted model, not a curated record
AUCCUUAAAUGUUUAGAAUCAGAAAACUUAUAAUUCCUUUAAAUGUUUAGAAUCAGAAAACUUAUAAUUCCUAUUUUCUUCAUUGUCCUACUCCUCUAUUCUCACUUCAGAGUUUUCAUAUUUGAUUAAAAAGCUAAUGGCAAUUGUUGGAUGUGCUAAAUGCAGGCAUACUUCCUCUGAUCUUCCUCUUGUUCUUCAUAAUAAGGAUAGUUCUGUAUUGAUCAAGAAUUUGUCAGCUUCAACGCCACCAUUGAUUGUGAAGGAGCAGAUGGAAGCUAAAGAUGGAGUAAUUGAGCAGAUUGGGUUACAGAGUGCAGUAGAGGAUUCGUAUGGAGGAGUUACUGUAGACAUGAAGGAACCAGUGGACCCAAAAGUUUUUCUUCCUUUACUUAGAGCUUCGAUAUCAAAAUGGAGGCAACAGGGGAAGAAGGGUGUUUGGAUAAAGUUACCCAUUGAACUUGCUAGUCUUGUUGCACCUCUGGUCCAGGAAAGAUUCAGGUAUCAUCAUGCUGAAUCAGAUUACUUGAUGCUUGUAUAUUGGAUACCUAAUACUCCAAACACUCUUCCAGAAAACGCAUCACAUCGUGUGGGAAUUGGGGCUUUCGUUUUAAACAGUAAAAGACAGGUGCUUGUAGUGAAGGAGAGGAAUGGUGAAUUUAAAGGUAAAGGUGUAUGGAAAUUACCUACUGGCGUAGUUAAUGAGGGUGAGGAUAUUUGCACAGCUGCAGUCAGAGAAGUUAAAGAAGAGACAGGUAUUGAGACAGAAUUUGUUGAAGUUUUGGCUUUCAGGCAAAGCCACAAGUCAUUCUUUAGCAAAUCGGAUUUAUUUUUCAUCUGCAUGCUACAACCACACUCCUCUGAGAUUCUGAAGCAAGAUUCAGAGAUUGAGGCUGCUCAGUGGAUGCCAAUUGAGGAGUAUGUGGAGCAAUCUUACAAUAAAAAGCACCAGCUGUUCAAAUAUGUUGCUGAAAUAUGCAAAACCAAGGCAGAAGGUGCAUAUGUUGGGUUUUCUGCAGUACCUGUGGCCACAUCCUCUGGUAAAGAGAUGCAUUUGUACCUAAACAACCGGGAUUUUUUAGCCAACUUAUAGGAUCUUCAUUGCAGGGUUCUUGUACUAAUACUUUUUAACGACCAAGGACUCCUUUUCUUUCUUUUUCUUUUUUUUUUUUUUGUUUUAAAUUUUUUCUCACAUUUUAUUUUUAUUAUUAAAUAUUACUUAAGAAUGGAGCUUGGAGAUGAGUUUUUGUGAAGAAUGAUACUUGUAAUAAAUUAUAUUUCGUUUCAAUUGUA